This is a messenger RNA of Zea mays, 729 nucleotides long. Its product is annotated as germin-like protein 9-3. The transcript has a single exon. Lineage: Eukaryota; Viridiplantae; Streptophyta; Magnoliopsida; Poales; Poaceae. The record is from RefSeq and is a predicted model, not a curated record. Bases 31 to 657 code for a protein of 208 amino acids. Gene Ontology annotation, molecular function: manganese ion binding.
UUGACAUCCUACACAAAUCUACCGCGAAAAAUGGGGAGGCUCAGCUGCACCUACACCACCGUGCUCGUGGCGCUCGCGCUCUCAGCUCCACUGGCCGCCCUCGCCGGCGACCCAGACAUCCUGACCGACUACAUCGUCCCAGCGGACGCGAACCCCGGGACCACCAACGGCACCUUCUUCACGUUCACGGGGUUCCGCGCGGCCAUGACCAUGCCCAUGCCCAACUUCAUGCCGACCAAGGCCACGAUGGCGGAGUUCCCGGCGCUCAACGGCCAGAGCGUCUCGUACGUGCUGCUCAUGUUCCCGGCGGGGGGCUCGGUGAACCCCACGCACACCCACCCGCGGUCCGCCGAGCUUCUGCUCCUCCUCGACGGCGCGCUCUCUGUCGGCUUCGUGGACACCGCGGGCAAUCUCUUCACCCAGGACCUCGCCGCCGGCGACAUGUUCGUGUUCCCCAAGGGCACCGUGCACUGGCAGUACAACCAGGGCACGCAGCCUGCCAAGGCGCUCUCCGCCUUCGGGAGUGCCGCCCCAGGGCUCGUGUCCCUCCCCAGCACCCUCUUUGGCGCCAGCAACAUCGACGAUAACGUCCUCGCAACGUCCUUCAAGACCGAUGUGGCCACCAUCCAGAAGCUCAAGGCAGGCCUCCACGCAUAACGUGUCGGCGAAGUCCUCCACGCAUGUUCUUCAGUUAUUGACUUAUUGUCUGGGGACGAGCCAGUCAUGACC